This is a messenger RNA of Aspergillus chevalieri, 1386 nucleotides long. RefSeq names its product glycoside hydrolase family 76 protein. The record is from RefSeq and is a predicted model, not a curated record. Gene Ontology annotation, molecular function: mannan endo-1,6-alpha-mannosidase activity. The coding region runs from base 1 to 1386 and encodes 461 amino acids. NCBI's taxonomy places the organism in Eukaryota, Fungi, Ascomycota, Eurotiomycetes, Eurotiales, Aspergillaceae. The transcript has 4 exons. Gene Ontology annotation, biological process: fungal-type cell wall biogenesis; carbohydrate catabolic process.
AUGCUAAGAACAUGCCAAGACUGGCUCUGCUCGAGGGCUUUACUGUGUCUUCUGCUGCUGCUGUCGCUGUGUGUACCAGAGGUGCGGGCGAUCGAACUCAACAUUGAUGAUGAGCAAUCCAUCAAAGAUGCGGCCAGCACGGCUGCCUAUGGGAUGAUGAUCCAUUAUCACGGCAAUGAAACAGGACAGAUUCCUGGAAAGUUGCCCGACACCUGGUGGGAAGGAGGUGCCAUGUUCAUGGCCUUGAUUCAAUACUGGUACUUCACCGGCGAUACCACCUAUAAUGACGAAGUGUCUGUUGGCAUGCAAUGGCAGUCCGGCAACGGCGACUACAUGCCAACCAACUGGAGUACAUAUCUGGGGAACGAUGACCAAGUAUUCUGGGGUCUGGCCGCCAUGACCGCCGCCGAAUUACAGUAUCCCGAAGUCGAUGAUGGUUAUUCUUGGUUGUCACUGGCGCAGGGCGUCUUCAACACCCAGGUUGAACGGUGGGAUACCAAUACCUGCGAUGGAGGGUUACGUUGGCAGAUCUACGCUUAUGAAGCCGGCUACGGCAUGAAGAACACCAUUUCGAAUGGGGGCUUGUUUCAGCUGUCCGCUCGUCUCGCACGCUAUACGAACAACGACACCUAUGCCGAUUGGGCCGAAAAGAUCUUUGACUGGUCUGCAUCGACUCCGCUGUUAAACAAUAACACCUGGAAUGUGGCCGACUCGACCAACGUCGACGACGAUUGUACUUCUCAAGGAAAUAAUCAAUGGUCAUACAACUAUGGUACACUGCUAAGCGGUGCAGCAUACAUGUAUGCCUAUACCAACGGCACAUCGAAAACCAAAUGGCAAAACGCUGUCAACGGCCUCUUAAACGUCACCUUAGACACCUUCUUCCCUGCGAAAUACGACUAUGCCAUGUCAGAGAUCCUCUGCGAACCCAACGAAGUCUGCAACAACAACGAAAUCCUCUUCAAAGGCCUCACAUCCGCCUGGCUCGCCUUCACCUCCGUUCUCGUCCCGUCGACGUCGUCGCGAAUUCUCCCCAAGCUCCAAAGCUCUGCCGAAGCUGCCGCCGAAGCUUGCACUGGAAACAAUAACAACACCUGCGGAGUCCGGUGGUAUACCAAGGAAUGGGACGGAUGGAGUGGUCUUGAGGAACAAAUGAGCGCGCUGAGCGUGUUCUCGUCAAAUCUCAUCACCACAAAGAACUCAACCCCGGUCACUUCGACCACCGGCGGAAAUAGCACCAGCAAUCCCGCAAGUGGCACGAAUGAUAGGAACGCGCAAGGUCAUACUUCACCGGCCAUAACGACUGGCGACCGGGCGGGUGCAGGCGUCCUGACGGCUGUAUUCGCGUCGGGAUGGAUCGGUAUUAUGAUAUGGCUAGUGCUAUGA